This is a messenger RNA of Falco peregrinus (peregrine falcon), 8195 nucleotides long. It is a transcript of the gene ARHGAP32, whose product is annotated as Rho GTPase activating protein 32. Gene Ontology annotation, molecular function: GTPase activator activity; phosphatidylinositol phosphate binding; protein binding. Gene Ontology annotation, cellular component: nucleoplasm; Golgi apparatus; cell cortex. The record is from RefSeq and is a predicted model, not a curated record. Lineage: Eukaryota; Metazoa; Chordata; Aves; Falconiformes; Falconidae. Gene Ontology annotation, biological process: small GTPase-mediated signal transduction.
GCUGCCGCCUCCAGCGGUGUCUGCGCGGCACUUGGCUGCGGGAGCCCUCGGAGCUGGGAGGAAUCUUGAUGAAUCCGAAAGAAUGAUGAAGUCCUCUGUGCAUACUGAAGAAGAUGACUUUGUGCCAGAGCUUCAGAGAAGCAUCCAUCCCAGAGAGAGGCCAGACUGGGAGGAGACUCUCAGCGCUAUGGCAAGAGGUGCAGAUAUUCCUGACAUUCCAGGGGAGUUGCCGCUCCGGACCUGUGGCAGCACAGCAAGUAUGAAAGUGAAGAAUGUGAAAAAAUACAUCAACCCGGGACUGAUGGGCUGUGAUGCCUUUCACAGGUUAUCCUUUACAAAGGGUCAUUUCCCGAAGAUGGCUGAGUGUGCACAUUUCCAUUAUGAAAACGUGGACUUUGGCAACAUACAGCUUUCGCUCCCGGAGGAACAGAAUGAAGUGACGAGGAAUGGCUGUGAAUCCAAGGAACUGGUCUACCUUGUACAGAUCUCUUGUCAGGGGAGGAGCUGGAUCGUGAAGCGGAGUUAUGAAGAUUUCAGAGUACUCGACAAACACCUUCACCUAUGUAUUUAUGACCGGCGCUUCUCCCAGCUCUCAGAGCUCCCCCGCUCCGAUGCCCUGAAGGACAGUCCGGAGCUUGUCACCCAGAUGCUGAUGGCUUACCUGUCACGUCUCUCAGCCAUCGCAGGCAACAAGAUAAACUGUGGGCCAGCUCUCACGUGGAUGGAGAUUGAUAACAAGGGGAACCACCUGCUAGUCCACGAGGAAUCGUCCAUUAACGUUCCUGCUAUUGCUGCUGCCCACGUUAUUAAGAGAUAUAUUGCUCAAGCAGCAGAUGAACUGUCCUUUGAGGUGGGAGACAUAGUGUCUGUGAUUGAUAUGCCACCAAAGGAGCUGACCACAUGGUGGAGAGGCAAACAUGGAUUUCAGGUUGGAUUUUUUCCUAGUGAGUGUGUUGAACUAAUUAACGACAAAGUUCCUCAGUCCGUGACCAAUUCUGUGCCAAAACCAGUGUCGAAAAAACACGGCAAGCUCAUCACCUUCCUUCGUACAUUCAUGAAGUCGCGCCCAACAAAACAGAAACUGAAACAGCGGGGGAUCCUGAAGGAAAGGGUGUUCGGCUGUGACCUGGGAGAGCAUCUUCUCAACUCUGGCCAUGAUGUCCCCCAGGUCCUCAAGAGCUGCACUGAAUUCAUUGAGAAACAUGGCAUUGUGGAUGGAAUAUAUCGUCUGUCUGGGAUUGCGUCCAACAUCCAGAAACUACGCCACGAGUUUGACUCCGAGCAGAUUCCUGACUUGACAAAGGAUAUUUACAUCCAAGACAUUCACUGCGUGGGCUCCCUCUGCAAACUGUACUUCCGUGAACUCCCGAACCCUCUGCUGACCUAUCAACUCUACGAGAAGUUCUCAGAUGCUGUUUCUGCUGCUACAGACGAAGAACGGCUGGUUAAAAUCCAUGAUGUCAUCCAGCAGCUGCCCCCUCCCCACUACAGGACACUGGAGUUCCUAAUGAGACACUUAGCUCGUCUGGCUGAUUACUGCUCCAUCACAAAUAUGCACACUAAAAACUUAGCAAUCGUCUGGGCUCCAAACCUCCUAAGAUCAAAGCAGAUAGAGUCUGCCUGCUUCAGCGGAACAGCUGCCUUCAUGGAGGUGCGAAUCCAGUCAGUAGUUGUGGAAUUCAUCUUGAACCACGUGGACGUCCUCUUCAGUUCCAAACUCAGCUCAGUCAUACGUGAUGGAGCAGGGCACAGUUCUUUAUCACGGCCCAAGUCUCUGCUGGUGUCCUCUCCUUCCACAAAGCUGCUCACGCUGGAGGAGGCGCAGGCACGGACACAAGCCCAGAUCAACUCUCCCAUCGUGGCAGACAGCAAAUACAUAGAAGUGGGAGAAGGCCCUGCAGCUUUACAGGGGAAAUUCCACACGGUCAUAGACUUCCCAUCUGAAAGAAAAAGACCGCCCAGCAAGAUGAAGAAAUCACCAGUUGGCAGUUGGCGUUCCUUCUUCAACCUGGGAAAGUCAUCAUCCGUGUCCAAACGCAAACUACAGCGCAAUCCCAGUGAGCCCUCAGAAAUGAAAGCCAUAGCCCUGGCAGGUGGACGAGGAGACAGUGGGACUCUUCGCUCAGCUAAAAGCGAAGAAUCGCUUACCUCUCUGCAUGCUGUUGAUGGGGAGUCUAAACUGUUUCGACCCAGAAGACCUAGGUCCAGUAGUGAUGCGUUGUCUGCUUCCUUCAACGGAGAGCUCUUAGGAAACAUGAACCGCUGCAAUUCUUACGACAACCUUCCCCACGACAAUGACAGUGAUGGGGACGAGGGGCUCAUUCACGUUCCUGCCCUGAUUUCUCCUCGGUCUGCUGAAGAUGUUGACCUGAGCCCACCAGAUAUCGGAGUCGCCAGCCUGGAUUUUGACCCAAUGUCUUUCCAGUGCAGCCCUCCCCAAGCAGAGUCCGAGUGCCUGGACAGCAGUACCUCCCUGCUGGAGUCAGUUGGCAUAAAUAAGGAGAAGCCAAGCCUGCUAAAGAAGGAUUUAGAAUCAGGCAGCCAGUCCCAGACCCCAGGCAGUGCCACGAGCUCUGAGCCAGUCUCCCCUUUCCAAGAGAAGAUGAGUCCCUUCUUUACUCUGGACCUGAGCCCAACCGAGGAGAAGGCCUGCAAACCCCACGCCUUCUCACCCAAGAUGGGGCGAAAGCCCAUCAAGUCGCCGCCGCUGACUAUGUCGGAACCCGUCUCCUUCGCACUGCCCAGCCGCAUGUCGGAAGCGAUUGGAGGAGUGCCCAUCACGUCCCGAAACUCCUCUGCUUCCAACUGGAGCAAAGGGGUUGGCACCACUGAAAUCCCAAACAGGUCCCCCACCCAGAUGUCCUUGCCCCUGAAAAACAGUGAAACAGGAGCAGGGGAAGGAGCCCACCAAGAGCUACAGCAUGCCCAGCUAGUGGCUGCUGGCAAACCAGAGUUGCCAGAAGAAGGGGAGAGACCAAUGUCAAGCAGUCAGAAUAAGACUGUACCCACUGGACACACACAGCCAGGAGCAGUUGCCCUCGACUCCCCCCAGGAUCCUGUUCCCGUCAGUUCUGUGUCUCUUAUCCCUCCUCCUCCUCCGAAAAAUGCAGCGCGCAUGCUAGCCCUAGCGUUAGCCGAGUCCGCACAGCAAGCAUCCGCUCAGUCUCAGAAAAGGCCAGGAGAUGCUCAUUCUGAAAGCACAAAUUAUGGAGAGACUGAAGCUGGCACAGCUCUAGAAAAGCUCCAUCUCUCUGCUGGUGCUCCAGACAAGCUCCACCUGUACACUGGUCUGCCCGAGAGCCGACUCCACUUCCAGACCGGUGCACCAGUAGAGCAGGAUUUCCAAGGUAGCAGCACACCUGGGGAGCAGAACCACCCACCAGGUGCACCUGGAAACCAGGACCCCCCACCUCUCCACACUGGCAUGCCUGGGGACAUGCCUGGUAGCAGAGAUGCAGAGCAGGAGCAGUCCAGCUUCCAUCCUGGUAAACUGGGGGACAAAGAUCACUUCCCCUCCCAUGCCGGGGACUGGGACACCCCCCCCCACCCUACUCCAGGUGCACUGCCUGACUGGGAACCACCCACAACAGACCUGUCUGUAGAUAAGCCCCACCUCCGUGCAUGCAUGGCUGGGGACAGGCACCACAUCCCUGUCUGCACAGCUGAUGACAAACUUCAGUCUCCUCCUGCCGUAACCGCUGGGGAGAAAAGCACCCCGGCCUCAAUGCCGUAUUUAACAACCAUCCCGACUACAGCAGCCGAGCCGAGCCACGGGCCGGCGGGCCCAGCCACGACGCAGGCCGACGUCGCCGUCACAGCCGCGCAGCGCCCACCCGCCACCAGCCAGCCUGCCCCAGCGCAGAGGCAGGAUCACCAGUCAGCAAUGGGACAGGUGCCAGCGGCCUCUGCCAAAGCAUCGAGUAGUUCCAGUCAGGUAUGGGGCACAACCGCACCUGAAAAGCCACCUGAGCCCACGCCUGGUUUUGUCUCAGAAAGCAGUUCUACCACCCGCUGCUCUUCUUCUGUGCCCGCGGGCCACCAGAGCCAUUUGGAGAAGCCUCGGGAGACCACGAGGGCUCCCCCACUGCACCUGCGGUCCGAGUCUGUCCCUACUCACUCCUCCUACAGCUUUACACCCCCUGUCCCACCUGUGAGAACACUGGAGAGCAAAAUUGCUGCCGCCAUGCAUUCAAACAACACGGAUACCGUCAACAACUCCAAUUAUCACACCUUCCUGUCCUCCUCCAUGCUGGCCUCCUCCGUGGAGGAAGCCCUGCUGCCACCACCACCGCCUCCCCCACCCAAGCACGCUUCCCUGCAGUCUGUGUACGUGCCGCACCCCAAGCCAGAGAGCAUCCCUGAGCCCCCUGGGCCGGACGGCUACCUGCAUCACAAGCCGGCUUCCAUCCAUCAGUACAGGCCUGAGAGCGUUCCUCCUCACAUCUCCUACCAUGGCAAGCCCGACCAGCACCAAGCCUUCCCUCCUCGGUCAGAGACACCCACUUCUGCGGGCACCCGCUACAACACCUACACGAACCAAGGGAAGAGCACCUCGGCUCUCCACUCCAAGCCUCGCAGCCGGACAGAGUUUGUGUCCUCCGUGAGCCCAACGGGCCUGCGUAACACCAGCUAUGCCGAGGACGCUCCACCCUACCCCACUAUCCGAAGGGUUCAGUCGCUGCACGUCCCCACCCCCGCCGCCUCCGCUAUCCGCUCCGUUCCCAUUUCACGGACCGAGGUACCUCCAGACGAUGAGCCGGUGUACUGCCCGCGGCCCCUCUACCAGUACAAGCCAUAUCAGCCCCACUCCGACUACCACGUAACUCAGCUGCAGCCUUACUUUGAGAACGGGCGGGUACAUUACCGCUACAGUCCUUACUCCAGCUCUUCUGGCUCCUCUUACUACACCACUGCCGAUGGGAGCUUUUAUGACCUGGACCCCUACAGCACCGUGCGGGUCAGGCCCUUCCACCCCCUGCCCAGCCGAGACUUUGCAUCCUACGCCUCGCGGCUGCAGAGCAAAGGCCUGUACCGCUACCCCAGCUUGUCCGCCUACCCUCGGGGUGGCCUCAUCGGCCACCUCGCGGGCAAAGAGCACAGCUUCGUCAGCAGAGACGUGCCUCCUGCACCGGACAUCAAGCACAUGUAUGUGUCGUGGGACCUCGAGGACAUGGAGAAGUACCGCAUGCAGUCUAUUCGCCGGGAGAGCCGCACGCGCCAGAAAGUGAAAGGGCCAGUGAUGUCCCAGUACGAUAACGUGGCCCCACUGCUGCAGGAGGAACUGGGAGGACUGGAUGUAAUUCACUUGCGCAGCAAAUCAGAUCCUGGGAAAACUGGCCUCCUCACCGUGGCAGAAGGGAAGGAGGGGAGGUACCCAGCCAAAGCAGCUACACCCGAGGGGGACGAGCGUUACUACAUGCAGCACCCUGAGGCAGAGCUGGACAGAGCCCACUACCACGGCGCCUACGGGAACGGGCAGUCGGAGAAGCCGUCCCUCCCCCAGAAGCAGAGCAGCGUCCGGAACAGGAAGAUGCACGAGCCCGGCUGCAACGCGAGCGAACACAGGCCGCACUUGCAGCAGGAAGCAAGCCAUAGGCAGCCUUCCGAAUCCAAAAACGGGCCCCCUUAUCCCGACUACAGGCCCAAAGGUGGCCCAGAGCCCUCGGAGCCCAUCGGUUACCAACACUCGGGCAGCAAGUACAUCCCGGCGAACCAGGAGACCCUGAGACUGAACCACAAGGAGGUGAGGCUGGCGGAGGACAGGCCAGACUUGGAGAGGUCUCGAGCCAGACCGAGCACAUCCGUGGAGAAACACUCCAGAGACUGCUAUAAGGAAGAGGAGCACGCCACCUCGCCCAUGGCACCGCCGCCCAAGCCCGAACGGAGCCACAGCCUCAGAAUGCAGCACCCCGAAACCAUGGAGAGGGACUCUGCCCUCCUCUACCCAUACCAAACCCUGGGGAAACGCCAAAGCACUAUGACUGUGGUGUCCCAGUACGAUAAUUUGGAGGAUUACCAUACCAUGCCUCAGCACCAAAGAGGGGGCUAUGUUGGAGGAGGGGGGUUUGUGCCCCCCAGUUUUACCCAUGUGCACAGUAGAACUUAUGCCACGGCCCUUGGCCAGGGAGCCUUCCUCCCGACGGAGCUGUGUUUGCAGAGGCCUGAAACAGAGGUCCAUGUUGAGUGAGCUGGCGUGGGGGGAAGGAGGGAUAGAGUCUAAGCAGCCUCUGCUGGACAGCGGACUGUUUUAUUUUUUCAGUGACGGAAAAAAAAAAAAUACCCCCGCCCCUGCCCCGAUGAGCAAAGCAAACCCACCUUCAGCCCCACCCCGACCAGCCUCCCACUCACUGUUUUUAUGUAGUAGAAAUAUAGCUUUUUCAUGUAGUUUUGAGACAACUGGAACGAUAGGGCAGGCUGUUGGCACACAGACGUUGCCAGAGAGGCCGGGCAGAGCUGAAAGAGAUGCUGUUGGGGCAGGGAGCGAAGGAAAAGCUUUUCCUUCCAUGGAUUUUGACACUGGCAGUUACCACCGCUUCCUCACCGCGCCUCCACGGUCCUGUGCACGACGGACUGUGCAUGCAGCUGUUUCCCCGCGAGCCCCGUGUGUAGCGAGCUGCCCUCCCCACUGCUAGCUCCCAAGAAAGGGGCUCCGUGACAUGCCUUGCGAGAACCACUCUUCUGCCCCCUCUGAGGUUACACGGCAAGAGUGGGCUAAAGGCCGGGGGGGGAAACUUCCCAAGUAUUUUCUUCUUGAUAAAUGCAGAGGUCCUGCCCCUCCCUUGAAAAUUAUUGCUUAGGCAUAGCGGAGCCGCUUCAAUCGCUUUGAAGCGGGUGGGAGCCUGUUGUGACUUCAAGCCUGUGGAAUAGGCUCUGAAGCCAAAGUUCAAAAUACAACACGCUUUAUAAAUGGCUUAACAAGGGUGCUUCUGACUACAAGAAAUCAAAUUACUUUCAAUUUCUCUAUUGUAAGCAGAGGCCAGCUGUGGAAGCCAAGUAGGGCAGGUUUGCAUUUCUCGUACCAAAAGAAAUGAACACAAAAACACACCAAACCGUGCACACACCGUUGGGAACAGCACACCCAUCUCAUGCCAAUUCCUCUUUACUGCUAGGCUAUCUACAGUCCAAGAUGAUUUAAUACCACAUUGUGGCUGGCCAGACAGUAUCAUCUCUCUACCAAAAAAAAAAAAAAAAAAAAAAAGGGGAAAAAAAAAAAAAGAAAAGAAAAAAACACCAAACAAAAAACCACUAUAAAAAUCAGAAAAAGAUCUCUAUAGCAUUAUGUCCAGCUUGUAAAUUGGAGCCUAACUUACCAGCUGGGAAUAACUGUGUAAGUGCCGAGUUAUCUGCAUGACCAGCUAUUAUUUGCCCUGGGCCAGAUCCUGCAGCUCUUAGAUCAGGGAAUGGAAUGCUCCUGUUGACCUUAAACCGGAGGUCUACAGGACACAGCUUUCUGUAACCUGUAAGUUCCGUGUUGGCCAGGGGAGCCCUGUGACGUUGUGGCACACACAGAAUAGUUACGUGCUGUCUGUGCGCUGUGACUUACUAUUGCCUCCCGUACCGCAAGUGUAGCUCCUACCGUAUUCAGUUAGCAGUAGGGACAGAAGGCCAGUGCACUCUCUAAUACGCUAAUAACGUUGUCCUAAGUAUUUAAAAGCUUUCCAUAUUUUAAAAGAAGCCAGGCAGCAUCUCAGACUUCCCAGGACUCGGUACAACCCCACCUUAUAAAUAAAGCACAUCCAUUUCAUUAGACAGGGCUUGCAAGCAAUACUUGAGAUUUAGGAGUUUUUAAAUGGUCACUGAUUAAGUUCCAAGGCCAUUCCUGUUCCGUGUGGUUAAAGAACUUCUCUACCCGUUUCGAAUCUCUAUAUAAUGUUUUAUUAAAAACCUGGAGGUCCUGCAGUUAGCACACAGCUGUUAAAGGGAGCUUAGAUGGUUGUUUGGAACAAAAUUUUCACAGCUAUUUCGGGGCUUUUAAAGCAUAAAGAAAACCUGCUUCUAGUAGCUAACUAGUCUUUAGCUAUUUGCUUCUUUUAAUCUUGUAGCCUUGUCUGGGGCUGUUUUCGAUAACACUACCUACACUACCUUAUGGUCCUAUUUUAUUGUGCAAUGCUGUUGUUUUAAGCAUUUUGUUUAGAAGAGUUGUUCUUACAUGUUACGGAAAUAAAUCUGGCAGUUAGAAGAAAAAAAAAAAAAAA